This is a messenger RNA of Psylliodes chrysocephalus, 537 nucleotides long. The record is from the annotation of a GenBank genome assembly. Lineage: Eukaryota; Metazoa; Arthropoda; Insecta; Coleoptera; Chrysomelidae.
AUGGAAGAGCCCUCCGGGCCAUCCAGAACCAGAUACGAGACAUUGUACUCGCGUCGUGUCCGCGAACGUAUAACCGCCGCCUCAAAACCACCUACAGUGAACAAAGUACUCACUAAUUUGGUGAAAGACACCAACUCAAAUCAGACGGCCACAGAGAAUCAAGCCACCCCAGAACAUCAGAAUCCUAUUCCAGACAGCCAUCAAAUUUCGGUACAAACAGCAGAGAAAUAUGAAACUGCAGAAAAUGAGCAAAAAAAGUAUAGAGAACAAGAGACUCGAAAGUUUGGAGAAAGCGGCUUACAGUCGAAGCAGCCGCCGAGCGAUUCCACUCAUGACGAAAUCAACGAUUUGCAGUCAUCGCAAUAUAGUUUCGACGGACCAAGAGCCGAUGCCAACAAUGAAAGUAUGGAGAAACCUAUAAAGACUCUUGAGUGCUCUCACAGUGGAUCUAGUAGCCCUAACACAGAUAAUUCGUUCGAAUUUCACAUCGAUGAACACGAUUCUGACACCGACACCCCCGACACAAUUAAAAAUUAA